GAGCAGAGCAAAGUUAGAAGGAAGUUUUUGCCCAGAAUCGUAGAAAAGCGUAUUUUCUGAAAAUUGUGCAUUGGGGCCUAUUGGGACUAUUAUUUAGUUGUUUUAUCAAUAAUCCCGUAUUCAAAGAAUCUGAAGCUGAUUCUCCAUCAUAUAAAGUAAAAUCCUAUCAGGAUGAGCUUUUUUGGAAAACUAUUUUCCGGGAAGAAGGGUGAACCCGCCCCGACUCCAAGUGAGGCCAUUCAGAAGCUGAGGGACAUCGAAAACAUGCUCACCAAAAAGCAAGAAUUUCUAGAGAAGAAAAUUGAAGUCGAAUUGGAUACGGCUCGAAAGAAUGGAACCAAAAACAAACGAGCUGCAAUUCAAGCCUUGAAAAGGAAGAAGCGAUACGAGAAACAGUUAACUCAAAUUGAUGGCACUUUAUCCACGAUUGAAAUGCAGCGAGAAGCGCUGGAGAAUGCCAACACUAACACGGCAGUUUUGACCACUAUGAAGAAGGCUUCCGAUGCGUUGAAAGCCGCCCAUAAGGAUAUGAACAUCGACGAUGUCCAUGAAAUGAUGGAUGACAUCGCCGAACAGAACGAUAUUGCAAACGAAAUCUCCAAUGCCGUUUCGACGGCCGUUGGAUUCGGUCAGGACAUCGACGAGGACGAACUGGAAAAGGAGCUGGAGGAACUGGAACAGGAAGAACUAGACAAAGAAUUACUGGGAGUGCAGCCAGAGACCGAUCAGCUACCAGACGUGCCAGCCACGGAUUUACCAACCAAAGCAAAAGAGAAGAAGAAAGCGGUCGCAGCAGAAGACGAGGACGAUCCGGACAUGAAAGAGCUGAUGUCAUGGGCAAACUAAUGUGUGGUGCGUUCCGACAGCGUGGUUAGGAGAGUUGUAACUCUGGUUUGCAAACUGACUCUUCUCUGCGUAAUUUCCAGCAACGCAUGCACGAUUUGUUAGUUUUUUGCAAAUGCACUUAAUAUAACCUCGUAAAAAACACAUAACUAUCAACUCUUUUCUCCGGAAUCAUAAAAAUAAAUUUCUGCUGCCUGACGCGACUUUCGUCGGCAAAUGAAGUUUGGCAUUUUGAUUGACUGUUCUGUUGUAAUUAUUUUUUUGCUGCUGCAGUAGGGAGAACUUUCAGUACAGCGUUUGACCGAUAGCUUAGAAUCUUUCUGUUGUAUUAUAUCCUAAGAUAUUAACACUAAAAAAUUUAUUGCUUGUGAAUCAAAACAAAAUCAGUGAACGUGAAUAAAUUAUCAUUUCAUAGAGUGAGAUAACAAUUAUUUACCCAAUAAAAAGGCUUAUGUGCAGUAUGUAACAACGCAU
Sabethes cyaneus is the source of this 1317-nucleotide messenger RNA. RefSeq names its product charged multivesicular body protein 4b (gene shrb). Lineage: Eukaryota; Metazoa; Arthropoda; Insecta; Diptera; Culicidae. The transcript is spliced from 5 exons. Gene Ontology annotation, cellular component: ESCRT III complex; cytoplasmic side of plasma membrane; multivesicular body. The coding region runs from base 172 to 846 and encodes 224 amino acids. The record is from RefSeq and is a predicted model, not a curated record. Gene Ontology annotation, biological process: late endosome to vacuole transport via multivesicular body sorting pathway; vesicle budding from membrane.